This is a messenger RNA of Trypanosoma rangeli, 300 nucleotides long. RefSeq lists its product as uncharacterized. The record is from RefSeq and is a predicted model, not a curated record. The transcript has a single exon. The coding region runs from base 1 to 300 and encodes 99 amino acids. Lineage: Eukaryota; Euglenozoa; Kinetoplastea; Trypanosomatida; Trypanosomatidae.
AUGGGAUGCGUUGUGGCUCACCUCUGUUUGGUGGCGCAUUUCUCUGUGUGGAAGUGUGUGAUGCUGUUAGUGAUGGUUUUGAAUAUUGUGGGCGAGGCGGGGAUUUAUCCCGUACCGCGCAGCAUCAUGCAGGUGUGUUGGGGCGAGCUGCAUGCAGAGUGCCCCACAGAAAGACUAGAAAAGUUAAGGAGUGAACGGUGUCGCGCCUGGAUUCUUGCCCACUAUGCGUGUGAGGUUUUUGGAGGAAAACAGAGGGUAUCCAGAGGAUAUGCAUUGCAGCUGCAUACGUGCAACCCCUAA